This is a messenger RNA of Prunus armeniaca (apricot), 387 nucleotides long. The record is from the annotation of a GenBank genome assembly. Lineage: Eukaryota; Viridiplantae; Streptophyta; Magnoliopsida; Rosales; Rosaceae.
AUGGCCUUGAGAUUUGUUCAAUUGCUGAUCAUAUUUGUACUAGCCCUGGCCACCUACAAAAGGGUCCUUGCAAGUGAUCCUGACAUCCUUUCCUACUACGUAGUCCCAGAAAAUAACAAAGUUGAUGCUAAUUUCUCUAUUUACACUGGAUUCCAGGACAUAUUCGAUGAUGUUCCUGGAACCUUAAACAUAACGAAAGCUGCCUUGGCUGAGUUCCCUGCUCUUAAUGGACAGAAUGUGUCGUACGCCAUGCUUAAAUAUCCUGCGAACGAGGACUCCCCUGAUUGGAAAGAAUUCGUCCUUGAUCUCAACUCUUUGAUUGGGCAAAAUCCGAAUAGAAUCUUCAAUUGCUUCAUAUUAAUUCUGGAUAUUUUAGCACUCAAUUGA